AUUUAUUUAUAUACACUCAAAAUUAAAAGGUAUAAAUGCCAAGCUAAAACAAACUUAAAUGACACAUCUAUAUAUUAUUUCAAUAAAAAAUCAGUUGUAACUAUACAAGUAGUAGAGUGUCCCCUCCACUCUUUUUUCCCCCAAAUUCCCUUUCAUACUUUAAAACUCCCACAUGAGAAAGCUAGAGAAUGUUUUUUUAAAAUUUUUAUUUUUGUGGUAUUUGCACCAAUUUACACAUAUUUUGAUUAAUUUUAUAGAAUACUUGUCAUCACUUACUAGCAACAUAAAUGGAAUUACUUAUUAUUUUUUUUGUUUCUAUUAAAAUUUAAACGUGAAACCUCAUGAUUCCUAAUUAUCCACUUCAGUAACCACCAAGUCACACCAACCCUUGGUGCAAGCGAAGCCUUCUUUAUCUUUAUAUCAGAUAGGGGACCUUUGUAAAAUGGAAGUACGGUUACACCUCUCUUUGUCUCUUUGCAGCUAAUAACAUAACAUGACUGCUCUUUAUCUUCAUCUUUCUUUCUUUGUCAACAAGAACAUACACCACCAUGGCUGUCUUUCUCACUAGCUAAUAUAUUCCAGCUAGCUAGCUUAAAUACAUGGUGCUCAAACUCGCACGAACACAAAAAUAGCCACUAAUAUACCUAUACCUAGCUAUUAUUAUUAUUAUUAUCAUAAUUAAGCACACACCAAGCAACAUACAUGUAAAACCACACAUUUCACCUGUCCUUCUCAACCAAAAAGCUAUGUUAUCAUCAUUAUAUUAAAAAAAAAUAAAAAAAUCACAUAUCCUUCCCCACUUUCUCUAUGUGCUAUCUUUGUAUUCAAAAUUUAUAUAUUCAAGAGAAUUAUGAAGAGUCUCUCUCAAAAAAAGUUUUUAAAUUAAUUUAUAACGUUUUUUUUGUUGUUGAUGAAGCUAGCUAGCUAGCUUAUUAAAAGUGACAAAACUCAAGAAGGUGAUGUUUGUGGUUCUUUCAAGUUGAAUAGAAGUGUAGUAGGUUGUCCUUAUCAAGCAGUUUUUUAAAGAUGUACCCUUCGAGCCCCAAUAUUUCCAGCUCUUCAUCUUUCUUUCACAUUAAUAUUCCAUCUCCUUCUAUGCAAUAUGAACCGGAAUUCAUCCAAUAUUUCCAUGACUUUCAAUUCAUCCAACCUGCAGCUUACGAUCAGAAUAAUUUGGAUACCAAUAUUACGGCAGAAGAAGGUGAUCAUAAGAUGGAAGAAGAUGAAUUGAUCAUGAAAAGCUGCAAGAACAAGAAGGAUGAGAGUACUAGUACCACUACUACUAUUCGUAGGAAAAACAACAAGAGAACUACGAGUGGUACUGGUGUAGGACCUUCGAAGAAAGAUAGACACAGCAAAAUAAACACGGCACAUGGCCCAAGAGACCGAAGAAUGAGACUUUCACUUGAAAUUGCUAGAAAAUUCUUCAAUUUGCAAGACUUGCUUGGGUUCGAUAAGGCUAGCAAAACUGUAGAAUGGCUACUCACAAAGUCAAAAUCAGCUGUAAACGAUCUCGUUCAGAAAAUUAGCAAAGGAAAAUGCAGCGCUAGUACAAAUCCUAAUAUUGGUGUUGUAUCAUCUCCCUCCGAGUCAUGUGAAGUCAUAUCUGGAGUAAUCGACGAAUCAGCAGCAACUAAUAAUACUCACAAGCAACAGAAGAAAAAAAAGUCGAUUCGUAGGGCAAUAUUUCAUCCAGUUGUUGCAAAGGAAUCAAGGACAGAAGCAAGGGCAAGGGCAAGGGAAAGAACAAAAAUAAAGAAAAGCCUAAAUAAUAAUAAUGGUGAUCAAUCCAUGGCGCCUGAUGAGGAUUUAACAAGAUCAUUAGGAUCUUGGAGUACUACAUUUGAAGAUCAUCAAUCAGGUAUUCAAGCCUAUAAUAAUACUAACAAUAUUAUGAAUGCUGUUGAUAACUUUAAUUUGGUGGAUACUAGCAAUUGGAGCCCAUUUAUGUUCAACUAUCACCAAAUCAAUACUGAAAUUUCUCAGGAGCAUCAAUUGACAAACUUCCAGUAUCCUGGCAAGUUAUGGGAAGCUUAAUUAGGGCAAGGAAGUUCUACUUAAGCUUGUUGAUUUAGUGCAACUUCAGAAGAAGGCUAUUUGGUCAUGUUGGUAAUGUAAAAUGAAUUUGUCUAUUUUAUUAUUGAGUGUAUUCCAUGAAAAACAACUUGUAUUUUUCUUAUAAAUAAGCUCAUCUUUUUCUUUC
Solanum tuberosum (potato) is the source of this 2203-nucleotide messenger RNA. RefSeq names its product transcription factor BRC1a (gene BRC1A). The record is from RefSeq and is a predicted model, not a curated record. Bases 1027 to 2037 code for a protein of 336 amino acids. The transcript has 2 exons. Gene Ontology annotation, molecular function: sequence-specific DNA binding; DNA-binding transcription factor activity. Gene Ontology annotation, cellular component: nucleus. Gene Ontology annotation, biological process: regulation of secondary shoot formation. NCBI's taxonomy places the organism in Eukaryota, Viridiplantae, Streptophyta, Magnoliopsida, Solanales, Solanaceae.